GAGAGAACCACAACAAAGCGAGUUGCGUGGUGUGAGAUAUUUUCAACUAUUUAACCUCACCACACGAGUCAGACUCAAAAACACAGUUCUCUUUUAUAUAUUAAAAAAAGAUUUACUGAAAAACGCAGUGGAACGCCGUCCUUAUAUCGUUGUCAAGGUGCUGAAGAGAGAGCGGAGGAUGGAACCUGGUAAGAUUCCAGAACAGAACUGCGCAACAAUUCCAAAGCAGGUCCCUGGACUGGAACGUGUUCACAUUAAAGAGGAGGUCAAUGACCCUGAACUGGAAACUGAUCUGAUUGCUCGAGAUAUCAGUGAGAUCGGAUGUAUCCAUGUUAAAGAGGAGGCACCUGAACUGGAAUGCUAUUCUUUUGCAGAAGACGUCAGUGAGUUAGAAUCUGUCCAUGUGAUGGAGGUACCUGAGCCAGAGUCUGCCUGCAUUAAAGGAGAGAGGUCUGAGGACUUACAUGCUAAUGCUGAAAAGGAGGGAACUGAACUGGGAUCCAGUCAGAGGAAGCAUCAGCUGUCUAGCAAUAAACAGGAGUUAUCCAGUCAGAUAACAUUGGCGCAUGAAAGUGAUUCCUAUCCCUGUCCUCACGGCAAAAUCUCUUUCACUGGGAGUCAGCACUUUGAGAAGCACAUACAGGGUGCGCACCAAGACAAAGACCUUUCAGAGGAGACCCUGUAUUGCUGCGUUGAAUGCGGAGAGAGCUUCAGUUCGAUGGACACCCUUAAAAACCACGAGCGAGGUCACGCAGGAAAGACCCCGCAUCGCUGCGACGAUUGUGGGAAGAGUUUUAGCCGCUUGGGCCACCUUGUAAAACACCAGCGAAUUCACACAGGAGAGACGCCCUUUCACUGCACUGACUGCGGGAAGAGUUUCAAAGAGUCUGGCACGCUUAAGAAACACGGGCGAAUUCACACAGGAGAGACGCCGUAUCACUGCACUGUGUGUGGGAAGAAUUUCCGCGAGGCUGGCACUCUUAAAAUACACCAGCGAAUCCACACUGAAGAAACACCUUACCACUGCACUGAGUGUGGGAAGAGUUUCCGGGAGAUGGGGACCCUUAAAAAGCACCAACGCAUUCACACAGGCGAGACUCCCUAUCACUGUAACGAAUGUGGAAUGAGUUUCAAUCAGUCAGGAACCCUGAAAAAACACCAGCGAAUCCACAGUGGGGAGACCCCCUAUCACUGUAGCGAUUGUGGAAAGAAAUUUCGACAGACCGGGGAUCUUAAAAAACACCAGAGGAUUCACACGGGAGAGACGCCCUACCUCUGCACCGUUUGUGGGAGAAGUUUUCGGGAGUCGGGAACUCUGAAAAAACACCAGAGGGUUCACAGUUGAUACAGGAAUGGUUCAUCUGCUUCUUACCAGAGCACAAAAGGACACUGUGGCUUUGGAGAGAGUCCAGCUAUGAGCAGCCACACUAAUCCCAGGGCUUAAAGGAAUGAGCUGUGAAAAUUGGGAACUGAAUUUAUUUAGCAUAGCACGUAGAAGAGUUAGGAGGGGGCUUGAUUCAAGUAUUGAAAAUCCUAAAAGAAGUUGACAAAGCUAAACCUAACAAACACAGGAAUCAAGACCAGAGGACACUGUUAAGUGCAGACAGACUUUGAACACUUCUUUACAAAGAGUGGUGAGGGUAUGUUGAUGUUGAAUCAUUGGGAUCCUUUAAGACCCAACCUGACAAAGCAGGGAUGGAAAUAGGACUCCCAUUGCACAGCAGUUUGAUCCAUUCCUGGUUUAAUAAGACACACCUGAGCUUGUUAUCUGUAGACUGUGGCUAAUCAAGCUCCCAGUACAACCUGGAAUGGGUGAAACUGCUGUCCUAUUUCCAUCCCUGAAUAUGGAUUCUAAAGCCUUGGUUAGAACUAAGAUGCUAUGAUAGUUAUUGCGGGUUACUGCUAUCAUUACUUGUGAUGUGUUUUUCCCCUUCUUUGCUUAUGUGCAAAAGAUGAUUAUUGUAACCCAUUGUUUUGUGUCCCUGAGACAACAGCAAAUAAAUACUUCUGAAAUUGCAUACUUGUGUAAUAUAGUGCAAAUCCACAGACGUAUACAAAUGCAUGCAGAAGUUAACAUGAUGAACUUUUUACAUGUAGACGUGAUUAAACACACUUCAAAGUGCAGCUGUUACCUGCUGGUUGUUGUCCCCUUUCUCUUCACAUAGAAAAGCAAUUAAAAAAGAUGCUAUGCUUUAAGAAAAAAAAUGAAUCCAGUAAGAAUUGAACUCGGGUAAUUCAUCUGCCUGGCACCCCG
Molecule: messenger RNA, 2254 nt
Organism: Acipenser ruthenus (sterlet)
Lineage: Eukaryota; Metazoa; Chordata; Actinopteri; Acipenseriformes; Acipenseridae
Product: zinc finger protein 135-like
Exons: 3
Coding region: 179-1345 (388 amino acids)
Biological process (GO): regulation of transcription by RNA polymerase II
Molecular function (GO): DNA-binding transcription factor activity, RNA polymerase II-specific; RNA polymerase II cis-regulatory region sequence-specific DNA binding
Source: RefSeq, a predicted model, not a curated record